Messenger RNA from Ostertagia ostertagi, 1716 nucleotides. The record is from the annotation of a GenBank genome assembly. Lineage: Eukaryota; Metazoa; Nematoda; Chromadorea; Rhabditida; Trichostrongylidae.
AUGGCGUAUGAGGACGUGGGAGCGACGGCAGAUGGUGGAUUGAGCUCGACAUGGCACAGCUCGAAAAAAAAGAGCCAGAAAACUUUUGAUUUCGUCAUGGGGAUGGGGCGGAAAGCUCCUCCAAAAAUGAUACUGGAUGUGGAGCGAAAGUUUCGCAUACCAUUAGGUCAGAAGCAGUUCAAAUUGGUAUGUCCGGUAAUAGCCAAUGAUAAGGACAUGUUAAUGAUACAAUGGACGAAAAAUGGAGAGCAGGUGGAAUGGGAUUCGCGUUAUAAGCUUGCCAAGGACGAUCGUGAACUUCGAAUGAAAACGGUUAGGCUUGACGAUAGCGGUAGAUAUCAAUGUCAAGCCACGAACGGUUUCGGUCAUCGGACGGUUGACUUCACAGUACACGUAUACGAUCCAUCAGAGGAUUCAGUGUCACUCAAAGACGUCAUUGUUCUUGCUGAUUCAACAUCUGCUCCGGCGUGGCUGAUCGACAUGAACCUCGAUUGGUCCUCUCCUAUGCAAAUUAACCGAGGAGGCCGUAUGGAACUGCGAUGUCCAGCGCGAGGAAAUCCUUUGCCGGAAAUUCGAUGGUACAAGAAUAACAUACGCAUCACUACUGACUCUCCACCGCAUAUAGCCUCUUUUGUGGUGGAUCCAGCUGGACUGGAUGAUUCUGGGGACUAUCGCUGUGUUCUUGAGAAUCGUCUCGGUUCAAUUGAGGCCAUCUUCAAAGUAACCGUUGGCGACUUCUUCGAUGACGGCAAGCGGCUGGGGGUUCUUGAUGGCCCAACUGACCAGAUGCCAGAGCCGAUAAUUGAUCAGCCGUACAAUACCACCGUGAGAGUUGGCCACACAGCUCAAUUUCUGUGCAAGGCCAAAUCUGCUCAGAGCCCCUUAAUAAAGUGGCUCAAGGAAGUCGAAGACCCAGUCGCGGUGCGACGUCGCGAUCCAAACGCGACGAUAGUGAACGCGAGCGGUAUGCACCUGUUGGUUCUCGAGCAGACCCAGGUCGAGUCAGUGUCUCGAGAUGGCCCUGAUCAUCUGUAUACGAAUCGACUUGUCAUUCCAAUGGUGACAAAGGAACACGCUGGCCGAUACAUCUGCGUUGUCACCAGCACGCAAGGACAUAUCGUCUACAAAGCCGCUCAAUUGAAUGUCGUGGCUGCCUACGACUUCGGUUCUAUUGGCCUUGGAAUGGACAACUUCUGGUACUUCGUCAUUCCUAUUGCUGUGGUUUUCGUCGGUCUGGUUAUAGGAGCUAUCGCUUGGUUGCGAUGCAAUCAGGAGCCAUCUUCACCCAAAUGCUUGUCAACUAAGCCGCCUCCACCACCACGAAUUCCACCUCCAGUGGCACCGGCAGAAUAUCCGGGAAGUACGCAUCAGUUCACUCAGGAAUACAGUAUAGAAAAAACUAGGUCACCGAUCAUUUUGAACAACUCGAUGUUCCAUCAGAAGUAUCCGAUAGGCAUCGCUACACUUGAUCGCAGCAACAUUCAACGGGCCCAACGAGGCAUGGAUGAAAUGUCAAAUCUUUAUGAUAACAGUUCACCACAGCCAUACUGGACUCAGCAGAUGAUGCAUCGGCCAAUCGCCAGCUCAAUCUAUACGGCGAAUUCCGGCAAUUAUCGAACACUUGAGGUUGGCUAUCCUCAUGCUCGUAACUACCCGUCAAUGUGUAGCGAUGAGUACUCUGAACAAGAACAGCCAUUCAUUACUUACAGAAGAUGA